AUGACGACAAUUGCCCUUUCCCGGCCCGUGGCACCACAUCGCCCGUCCUCCCUCACCACUUCGACCAUCACACUUGAUACCCACACGGCACAAUGCCCGGCCCCCAUCCCCAAUAAGCACAUCCCCGUAUGCCCCCCGGGGCCCAUCCCCCAAGCUGAGCCAAGCACGCCGCCGCCGUCGCCGGGCAAGGAAGACGAGCAGCUCACCCGGUCGCUACUGUACCCGGCCGACAGGUACUCGCACGAGGAGAGAAACACGCUCCGCUUGUACGAACUGGCUGCCGACGAAGUAGCGGCGGCCCUGGACCACAUCGCCCGCCAACCGCUCCCGGAUCCCACUCAGGUGUUCCCCUGGUUCCACGGUCUGCACCCGUCUAACGCGAUCCAGCAGUCGUUCUUCAUGGCCCGGAAACGCGCCUUGCGAAGGACCCCGCCCUGUCUCCGCGGCAUUGCUGUGGUGAAAGCCGACGGCGACCUCAGCGUCGCCCGGCUGAAGGGUGCCAUCGCUCCCGAGGAGUUCCUGCAGCGCGGUGGGAUCGCCCCCGAGUUCCUCGAUAUUGACCCCAAGGACGGCUUCUCGGUGCGCAACUUCCAGAUCCAGGCGGCCAAGUCGGCCAUGACCUCGGACAUUAUCGUGUAUGGAGAGGACGCGGCGACGGUGCGCAAGCUGGGCUGGGACAUCGCAGCCGCCCAGCAGCGGUGGCGUAACGGCCACAAACUCAUGCAGCACUACAUCCCCCACUACAACACCUUUUUUUGUGUAGCCCCCUUCCGCGAGUUCGAAGAGAAGCACCCGGAUAUCGUGGCGGUCGGGUCAGCGGGCACCCUCACGGGCCACGUGCUGGAUUUCUUCCACCAAGAGCGCCGCGAGAUGUACGACAUGACUCAGGCAUCGGAGAUCUCGCACAAUGUCUGGCUCGGUCCGACGCCGGACUCCGGGUCGGAAGAGGAGCAGGCCUACGACGUCCUGAUCGAGUGCAGCGACCACGGCCGGCUGAACGAGGCCGCACUGCAGGCCAUCGCUAAUGCGCCCGAUGACGAGACUAAGCAGUACCAUCUCGAUUUCCCGUCCUCCGGCAGCAUUCUAGCGCCGACUUGGUCCCAUGCCGAAGCGGACGGCAUCCUGGAGUCCUGCAAAUGGCUGCACCAUCUUGCCCACGGCACCCGUCCUCCCCAUCCCACUCCAAGUCCAGAUACCGACGGCGAUACCCCAAUGGCCACUACUGCAGACACCACUUCACCGCACUCACGCCCCCGCCGGAUUCUCCUGCACUGCAGCGACGGGUACACAGAAACCACCCUCCUCGCGGUCGCCUACCACGCCUUCGCCAGUGGCCUUCCCGCCCCAGUGGCCUGGCUUGACCUGCACACCACUCAUGGGCGCAACCUCUUCGCCUACCCUUCUGACGUCGGCCUGCUCUCUGCCCUCGCCCCACGCCUCCUUCAGGAAUCCCCAGCCCAGCAUGGUCCCUCUCGAGCCCUACCCGCGAACCUCAAAGCCGAAGGCCAAGACGAACACGAAAAUGAACCCCGUUGGUUCACAGGCUUCGACGGCUCCUUCCCCAGCCGCGUGCUCGAGUACAUGUACCUCGGCAACCUGGGUCACGCGAACAACCCCGACCUGUUGCGGGCGCUUGGGAUCGGGCAGAUUUUGAGUGUGGGCGAGACAGCCAUGUGGCGAGACGGGGAACUGGAAGCCUGGGGGCCCGACAAUGUGUGUUGUGUGCAGGGGGUCCAGGAUAAUGGGAUUGAUUCAUUGAUGGAGGAGUUUGAGCGGUGUCUGGCUUUUAUUGACCGCGGCCGCCGUAACGGCACCGCGACGCUAGUGCACUGCCGCGUGGGUGUUUCGCGGUCUGCGACCAUCUGCAUCGCCGAGGUCAUGCGGGCACGACAGUUGUCGCUGCCGCGUGCCUAUUGCUUUGUGCGUGCGCGCCGGUUGAAUGUGAUCAUUCAGCCACAUUUGCGAUUUGCGUAUGAGUUGUUGAAGUGGGAGGAGAUGUUGAUGGGGGCCAAGGGCAGUGAGACAGAUGGGGAGGCUGAGGGGAAAUCGCCAGGCUCGGGCUUCAAAAGGGAGCUAGAGUGGGCGGAUAUUGCGCGCGAGAUUGCGCUCAUGAACAAGCCGUAUGCCCGAUGA
Messenger RNA from Dichotomopilus funicola, 2133 nucleotides. RefSeq lists its product as uncharacterized. Lineage: Eukaryota; Fungi; Ascomycota; Sordariomycetes; Sordariales; Chaetomiaceae. The record is from RefSeq and is a predicted model, not a curated record. Gene Ontology annotation, biological process: nuclear DNA replication; protein dephosphorylation. The transcript is spliced from 2 exons. Gene Ontology annotation, molecular function: protein tyrosine/serine/threonine phosphatase activity. Bases 1 to 2133 code for a protein of 710 amino acids.